Myotis myotis is the source of this 3045-nucleotide messenger RNA. RefSeq names its product GTPase IMAP family member 5-like. Bases 872 to 1792 code for a protein of 306 amino acids. The record is from RefSeq and is a predicted model, not a curated record. NCBI's taxonomy places the organism in Eukaryota, Metazoa, Chordata, Mammalia, Chiroptera, Vespertilionidae. The transcript is spliced from 2 exons. Gene Ontology annotation, molecular function: GTP binding.
CCACCAAGCAUUGUGAGAACAAUGCACUGUGUUACCAUCACCUAGUUUGCUGAAAGUUAAUUAUUGAUGUUUGCAAGUAUAAUGUGAGUUAGAAAAUUAACAAUGAAAAUGGAUCCUCGAUGGAGAAUUUGCAGUAGGUGUCUGAAUUGGAGGUGGCCUCAGGCCUUACCAACUCCCAAGUGGAAUCUUAUCAGACAAUUGCAUGGAUUACUAAUGGGAAUGGGGUUCUUGGGGCACUGCUAGAAUAAGCAUUUCCAGGGGCUUCAGAGGGAGAAUAAGAUAUGCAAAAAGAAUCACUCAGCAGGAUGAGUGAUUUUUAUUUGCAUGGAAUUUUAUCCAGGGUUUCAAUCCCAUUGCCUUCAAUGCAGUGCUAAAAGAGGAGCAGCUGAGGAUUCAGUAGAGCUAGAAGCAAAGUCAGUGUCCAAAGUUUCUUUUCCUUGGUGGACUUGGGUCAGGCACAACAUCAGGGUAUUUGCAGUCCAUCAGCCCAUUGUGUGGGUCAUUGCAUGUGGCAAAUGCAAGCAAUCAGGAGCCUGAGAGUCCCAAGGCCAGGAGUCAAGCUCUAGGAGGAGGUAAUGGAGCUAACACUUUUGAUUAGGAGAUUAAAUAUCUCAAAUCUCUGGGUGCUUGCAGUGGCCACGCCUACUCUGCCCAAUGACCUGUUCCCAGUUGUGACUGACAAGCAAGUACCUUCCCUCUGUCACCCAAACUUUACUGGCAUGUGUUAAACGGCAGUUUCCUGGAAAAGUUGCACCAAUGACUAUAAUACUUGGCAUUCCCUUUGCUCCUUUUCAGUUAUUUAAAACUGGGUUAAUUAUAAGGGUAUCAGACACUUGCUUUUAUUCUUUUCCUAUGCUUCUUCCAGAAGAGAAUGGAAGGACUUCUGAAGAGCAACUAUGGAAGUAUGGCAAAAGGCUGUGUAGAAGAUAGCCGAAUUGAAUCAUCAUCCUCACUGAGGCUGGUCCUGGUGGGCAAAUCCGGCUGCGGGAAAAGUGCUACUGGAAACAGCAUCCUCUGCAAGACCGUGUUUGAGUCCAAACUGGGGGCCCAGACCGUGACCAGGAGAUGCCAGGUGGCCACAGGCACGUGGAAUGGGAAGAACAUUCUGGUGGUUGACACGCCCUCCAUCUUUGAGACAAAGGCCAAGAACCAAGAGAUGUACAAGGACAUCGGGGACUGCUACCUGCUCUCAGUCCCAGGACCACAGGUGUUGCUGCUAGUGACACAGCUGGGGCGCUUCACUGCCCAGGACACGGUGGCAGUGAGGAGGGUGAAGGAGGUCUUUGGGAUAGGAGCCAUGAGAUAUGUGGUGGUCGUCUUCACCCACAAGGAGGACUUAGGGGACGGGUCCUUGGAUGACUAUGUAGUCAACACGGACAACCACAGCCUGAGGUGCCUGAUCCAGGAGUGUGGGAGGAGGUACUGUGGCUUCAACAACCGGGCCACCGGAGAGGAGCAGAGGGAGCAGCUGGAGCAUCUGAUGGCUGUGGUCGAGAGCCUGGAGAGAGAGCACCAGGGCGCCUACUACACAAACGAGCUCUACUUGGAUGCACAGAUGCUCGAGGAAGGCAGGGUCAGCACCCCUGGAGAAGAGCCCAGGUGGUUCCUGGCCAAGGUGAAAGCUUAUGUUGAAAAUCAAGAGCGAAUCCUGAAGGAGUCCCAGAGUCACUGGGUGUUCAAGGUGCUCCUCAGGGUCAGAAAGUGGAUGCGUAAUAACAUUGGGUUAUCUGCUUUCCUUGUGAUAUGCAUUUUUAUUUUUUUUGUCCUUUUAAUUAAGUUGUGUAUUCCUUAAAGACGCUGAGCAGCAUUUUCAGCUGACUUCUACAAUUGGCUUCUUUUUUCCAAACUCACCAUCUCUUUUUGGGUUUGUAAGAAACUUAUGUGCUUUUUGCUUAAGUUCAGUUUUCAUAUCUCUUCCUUACAUUAGACAUGUCAUUCAUGUUCUCCUAGUGUUUCUAGAUAAAUAAAAUCCAAAGGAAAAUAUAUUUCUUUUUUGAUUUGUUAAAUAUCAUGGAGGUAAAUAAUAACUUAGCUAGAUACAAUCCUGGAUACUUGGGAGGGUUUUAUAGGAAGGAAGAUGAGUGGACUGUGAUAUUACACAUUGAGGGAAGAAAUAUAUUACAUUAGAAGCUGGGUGUAGAAUUCCUUAUAUUAUUCAGAAAUAUGCUCUGAUUUCAUCAUAGGCUAUAAGAAAUGACACCCAUCACCAUCCCCACCUGAGAGAGGAAGUUCUGGGGGGAAUUUUGGAGGCAUGAAGGGGCUGGGAAGGAAGGUGGGAGGGGACAUGGACAAGUUAGGAGAAGAGAAAAUGGUCACAGAGGUGGGAUGGGGUGAGGCCUUGGGGAAAGCAGAGACAGUGGCUGGGGGGGAAAUAGGAACUGGGGUUUCAUAGAACAGAGCCAGAUAGUGGAUUAGGCUUAGCAGACGACACGAUCUCAGUCACUUACAAAGGAAAUGGUGGAUGGACAAGAUGUAAGUGAUGUGUGAGGUUGAAUUCCAUAAAACUUCGUGAACACUGAAAUUUGAAUUUUAUUGACCUUCUUAUAUGGCGAUUAAACAUUCUUCUUCUUUUUAUUUCUUCAACUUUUUAAAUACCUAACAGCCUUCUUAGCUGGGAGGCUGUAAAAAUGGCACCAGGCCAAUGUGGUCACACUCCCUUUUUCAAUAAAUUACCACUGUUGGUGGAGCUCUGUUGUGAAGCAGCCUCUUUAGCCCCAAGGUCAGUACAUCAUGUCUGGGAACUCGGGGAGGGAGGGGUGUUCACCACCUCCACGGCAGCAAAGGGAAGAGGGCAGGCAUUAAGGUGACAUCUGGGCAGAGGUCAUGAAGUUAGUGGAAAUGGGAAGCUAGAUGAAGUCCCCAGGUGGCCCCUGCCCCACCCUCUCCUUCUUUUGGUGGCUGUCCCCCCGUUCUCUGCCCAUUUGUACCCUGUACUGUGUGCUAGGGGCAGGGGCCUGACAAAAAAGAAUUACUAAGUAAACUGAGGGGCAGGGACCAUGGGAGAGAAAAAUUGCUAAUUAUCUCGCUAGAAAAGCAAUGUGUUAU